This is a messenger RNA of Geodia barretti, 969 nucleotides long. The record is from the annotation of a GenBank genome assembly. Lineage: Eukaryota; Metazoa; Porifera; Demospongiae; Tetractinellida; Geodiidae.
AUGUCCGAACGUCAGCCGCUGGUCGCCGUAAUCGGCGCCACUGCAACGGGAAAAACGGCGCUGGCGAUCUCGUUGGCUCAGCAAUUUGGCGGCGAGAUUAUCAAUGCCGAUAGUCGCCAGGUGUAUUCCGGCAUGGACAUCGGCACCGCCAAACCGACCGCAGGCGAACGAGCCGCUGCCGUACACCAUCUGAUAGAUAUCCGGCGACCAGAUCUACCGUUGAGCCUGGGCGAGUGGUUGCCCAUGGCACGAGAGGCAAUCGCCGAAAUCUCCAGUCGCGGGCGGCUCCCGAUCCUGUGCGGCGGGACCGGCCAGUACGUUUGGGCAUUAUUGGAGGGUUGGAGGGUACCGGCAGUACCGCCGGACAUGGAGCUACGUGCCAACCUGGAAAAACGGGCCGAGGCUAGCGGGGCAUCGGCAUUGUGGCAGGAAUUGGCGGCCGCUGAUCCGGAGCGUGCUGCCCAGAUCAACCCCCGCAAUGUCCGCCGCGUCAUCCGCGCGCUGGAAUUGCAACGCAACGCCCGGUCCGCGCGUGCCGAAACUCCGCCAUACCGCGCCCUCACCAUCGGGUUGGCAUCGGAACGGGCCAUGCUGUACGAAAAAAUUGACGCGCGUGUUGACCGGAUGAUGGCUGACGGGCUGUUGGACGAAGCCAGAUAUCUGGCCCGAUGCGGUUUUGUGUUGGGCCAGGGGCCGUUGUCUGGUGUGGGUUACAGUCAGCUGGGCCAGUUUCUGGAUGGUGAGUUGACCCUUCCCGAAGCCGUUGCACGCAUCAAGACCAGGACCCACGCUUUGGUGCGACGCCAAAACACCUGGUUCAAAUCUGGCGAUGUUCGCAUCACCUGGCUGGAUGCUACUGGCCGGCUUCCAACUGCCGAAGCGCGCGCCCGGGUACACCGAUUCUUAGGUUCGACAACACCGUGUGGUACAAUUGGCCCGGACUUGCAGGACGGUAUCCCCGCGGGGUAG